AUGUUCAUCGCAAUUGAAAAGUUCAUCAUCAUGCCUCAGAACUUGUUUAACACAAUUGAAAACUUGUUCAUCGCAACUAAGAACAUGUUCAUCACACAUGAAAACUUGCUUAUUUUAUCUCCGAAAAUUUUCAUUGCACCUGAAAACUUGUUCAAUGCAUUUCAGAACAUGUUCAUCGCACCUAAAAAGUUACUCACCACACCUCAAAACAUGUUCAUCGGAACUGAAAAUUUGAUAAUCGCACCUAAGAACAUGUCGAUCACACUUGAAAACUUGCUCAUCGCACCUCAGAACAUGUGUAGCGAUGAGCAUGUUCUAAGGUGUGAUGAGCAAGUUUUUAGGAGUAAUGAAAAUGUUCUAAGGUGCGAUGAGGAAGUUAUCAAGUGCGAUUAUCAUUUUCUAAGGAGCGAAGAGAAGGAUUUCAGUUGCAUUGAACAUGUUUUGAGGUGCGAUGAAAAAGUUUUCAGGUGUGAUGAACAUGUUGUUUGGUGCAAAGACAAAGUUUUUAGGUGCGAUGAACAAGUAUUUUGGUGUGAUGAAGAUGUUCUGAGGUGCGAUGAGGAAGAUUUCAGGUGCGAUGAACAUGUUCUGAGGAGCAAUGAACAUGUUCUGAGGAGCGGUGAGAAAGAUUUCUGGUGCAACAAACAUGUUCUGAGGUGCGAUGAGCAAGUUUUUAGGUGCAACGAACAUGUUCUGGGGUGCGAUAAGCAAGUUUUUUGGUGUGAUGAACAUGUUCUGAAGUGCGAUGAGGAAGAUUUCAGGUGCGUUGUACAUGUUCUGAGGUGCGAUGAACAAGGUUUUUGGUGCGAUGAACAUGUUCUGAGGUGGAAGGAGAAAGUUUUUAGGUGUUAUGAACAUGUUCUGAGGUGUGAUGAACAUGUUCUAAGGUGCGAUGAGAAAGUUUUCAAGUGUGAAGAACACGUUCUGAGGUGCGAUGAGAAAGUCUUUAGGUGUGAUGAACAUGUUCUCAGGUGCGAUGAGCAUAUUUUUAGGAGCGAUGAAAAUGUUCUGAGGUGUGAUGAGCAAGUUUUCAGGUGUGAUGAACAUAUUCUGAGGUAUGAAGAGAAAGUUUCUAGGUGCAAUGAACAUGUUUUGAGGUGCGAUGAGCAAAUAUUUUUGUGCGAUGAAUAUGUUCUGAGGUGCAAUGAGCAAGACUUUUGGUGCGAUGAAGAAGUUAUGAGGCACGAUGAACCUGUUCUGAGGUGUGAUGAGCAUGUUUUCAGGUGCGAUGAACAGUUUGUGAGGUGCAAUGAGCAAGUUUUUAGGUGCAAUGAGCAAGUUUUAGGAGCGAAGAACAUGUUCCGAGUUUUUAGAUGGAAUGAAGAAAAUAUGAAAUGCGAUGAACAAGUGUACAGGUGUGAUGAACAUGUUCUGUGGGGCGACGAGAAAAUUUUUAGGUGCGAUGAACAUGUUCUGAGGUGUGAUGAGAUAGAUUUCAGGUGCGAUGAACUUGUUCUAUGGUGUAAUAUGCAAGGUUUUAGGUGCGAUGAACAUGUUCUGAGGUGUGAUGAGAAUGUUUUCAGGUGUGAUAAACAUGUUCUGAGGUGCGACGAACAUGUUUUGUGGUACGAUGAACAAGUUUUCAAGUGUGAUUACAAGUUCUGA
Nelumbo nucifera (sacred lotus) is the source of this 1605-nucleotide messenger RNA. NCBI's taxonomy places the organism in Eukaryota, Viridiplantae, Streptophyta, Magnoliopsida, Proteales, Nelumbonaceae. The record is from RefSeq and is a predicted model, not a curated record.